GGAUUUGAUCCGCACUGUGACACGCCUGUCGAGAUUCUCCAUGUAGUGCUGCUUGGUGUUGUGAAGUACUGGUGGCAAGAUUCUGGGGGCCGGGCAACACUCAAAUCUCAGUUAUCCAGCUGUGACAUGGCCAAUCUCGGAGGUUCGACACCACGUGGGCAUACACUGGUGCAAUAUGCAGGCUUGUUGGUAGGGCGAGAUUUUCGGGUUGUCCUCCAGGUUGCACCAAUGGUCCUCCAUGGACUAGUCCCUGAUGUCGUGUAUAACGCCUGGAUGGUGUUAUGUCAGCUCACACCCUUGGUGUUCCAGCCAGAGAUCAACAAUGUACCGGAUUUCAUGGCAACUCUGAAACCCGCAGUCGAAAACUUCUUGAUGGCUGCGGUUCGUUGGAACACGUUGUGGUUCAACAAGCCAAAGUUCUAUCUAUUCGUGCACAUUGUCGACCAUAUCCUUCGCUUCGGACCGGCUCCAUUGUAUGCCACAAAGAUGUUCGAGCCCUACAAUCUCGUCAUUUGA
Molecule: messenger RNA, 516 nt
Organism: Epithele typhae
Lineage: Eukaryota; Fungi; Basidiomycota; Agaricomycetes; Polyporales; Epitheliaceae
Exons: 3
Source: RefSeq, a predicted model, not a curated record